Molecule: messenger RNA, 3067 nt
Organism: Aaosphaeria arxii CBS 175.79
Lineage: Eukaryota; Fungi; Ascomycota; Dothideomycetes; Pleosporales
Product: acid protease
Exons: 2
Coding region: 395-2608 (737 amino acids)
Source: RefSeq, a predicted model, not a curated record
CAUGUUCAUAAUGCGAUAAUGCCCUGUGAAAAGCCACGCCCCACCGUGGCAUACAGGUAGAAUUGAGCAUGAUCAAAAGAAACCAUCUUGAAUACCGCGCACGGCCUUCUUUUUCUUUCUUUCUCUGUACACCUUAUUUAGCGCGCCACUCCUUGGAGGACGUCCUGGUAGCUUAGCUACAAUCUACCGGUAACCCCAGAUCCUGCACUACCACAGGUUGCGUGGUCCGCGGAGGCCGUCUAUCUCAACUCAGCUCCUGGUGGUCUCCGCCUACCCUUUCGUUUGAUCCUAUCUUCUGCUCGACUUUGUUCCUUGUCAAGUACGCCCACGGUGUUGUUCAUCGCGAAUCCGUAUUGUUCUUUUACACUUCCUUCCCCAGUCAUGCCCAUUUAACAUGUAUUCCAAACGCGCUGAGGAGACACAGCCCAUACCGCUACCAAAACCUAUAGUUUGGCCUUCGAGUGGGAAGUGGGAUGGUAAUGAUGGCAAAUGGUCCUCCUUCACGUUGAACGUUGGUGCAACUCAGGAGGAUCUUAAUGGUGGUCAUAACUUCAGAGUACUGCCAUUCACAUACUCAUCGCUCACGUUGCUACCGUCCCAGCAGUCAUGGUGCAAUACAGACUGCGCCGCGGCUCGUGGCGUAGAACCUUUCAAAUCUAAACAGCCCCUUGGAUUUGUCCCCGAUCCAGCGACGUGGAAUGAAAAAGGACAAUCCGAACUUCCUCUUCCAUCUUGGUGGACUGGCAGCCAAUUCAACAAUACUGGAAAUCCCAAUGGCACAUAUGGAUUCGGCACAGUCGGAUUGGGUCCAAGCUCACCGGAUAGUCCGAUGAUAGGAGACGUUUGGGUGGUUCAAUUUAACUCGAGAGAUUUCUUCAUGGGAUCAUUCGGUUUGGGCAUAGACGCAGUGAAGCAAGGGGGAGUUUCUUCAGUCUCCUUCCUACGCACUCUCUUGAUGAAUAGUGGUGGACUUGGUACUGCAUACGGAUACUCCGCAGGCGCAUCCUACAAACACAACGACAGGGGUGUUCCGGGACAUCUAGUUCUCGGAGGUUAUGAUCGAGCCAGAUUCAUUGACCAAACAGCGAAUAUUAGCUUCACUCCGAGCGCGGGAUCCAUAUUACUCGUAGGAGUUCAGUCUAUCAUAUACCGACCCGAUCCCGACGUACAAGUGCGAAGCAGCUCCUUCACCGCAGACACUUUGACGUUCAAUGCGGCGAUUGAUUCAACACUCCCAUAUCUCACCUUGCCCGAAGAAAUUUGCGAUAGGUUUGAGGAAGAGUUCCAGCUCGAUUAUGACGAGGAUGAAAAAUUUUAUAAGAUCAGCGACAGUGCCCACAGGUAUAACCUAAAUCAGAAUGCGACUGUGACAUUCCAAAUUGGCCAAUCGAAGGACAACAGCGACCGAUCAGCGAAAAUUGCCUUACCAUACGCAGCAUUUGUUAUGAAUGCAAGCGAACCUCUUUUCGAAAACUCUACGCGGUAUUUUCCUCUCAAGAGAUCUAUUGAUGGCAAAAAUGUCUUGGGGAGAACAUUUCUGCAGGAAGCAUACCUCAUAGUUGACUAUGAAAGAGCAACUUUCACAGUGGCCCCUGCUGCGUGGCCCGAUCCCGCACCUUCGUCAACCAUAGUCACGAUUCUUUCGACCUCAUACACUAAUACUUCCGUUCCGGCGCCAAGUCCUAAGAACAACGGUCUUGCACCUGGUGCUAUCGCCGGUAUAGUGGUCGGAAUACUGGCUGCCUUAGGCCUCAUUGCCGUCGGUGUGUUCCUUUGGUGGAGGAGGCGGCGCGCGCAAAAGCCAUCCGAGGAGACACUCGAAAAGACAUCCGACUUCGACACUACUCAAGCGGGAGACCAAGUAAAGGCACGUCGUGUUUCCGAGCUUGAUUCGGAGCCCCCCAACUCUCCUAGGCCCUCUUUUGUACCUACAUACUAUGACCCACACAAUAAGGAUCAUGUUCCGUUUCCGGCGAUUACUGAAAUGGAGAGCCCUCCUGCUGAACUGUACAGUCCUCCACCUCCAGAUAGUGCGGCUGGAACACCAGGAAGCGAACGAGCAGACUACUUCAUCGUGGGUAACAAGGUUAGGCGACGAGGGGCGACUCGAGAAUCUUCGGGAAACAACACGCCUGGUACACCAGGAGUUGGGAUGAUUGCCGAGCUACCAGGAGAUGAUGGAAAAUUCAUGGUUGAUGGUCAGCACUUUGAUGAAAUGGCCAGCCCAACAUCGAGUCCUAUCAUCCCUGCACUCCCCACACAUAAUCGGGGUCAAAGCGACAGCACUCUCCAGAACAACAUCGAUGGGGUUCUUGCUGGAUCAAAGGAUCAACAGGAUCCAGUGGACCCGAGUGUAACAACUACGCGAGAUACGUCCCCCGGGGUAUCUCCCGUUCCACUGGCCCACAGACGCGCUCUUCGUGAUCGAGACGGUUCCCCAGGAAUCUCACCAGAACCAGGUUUGGAACGUCGACCGUCACAUACAAGAGGAUUGAGCGACUCUACGGUACAGAGCGAUAGCACUGGAAUUUCUGGUCCGACACCACAAGAAAGAGAAGCUUGGGAGAAAGAAAAAGAUGACGGGCCAAGAAGGCCUCUUUCGAAUUAAUCGUCACACCACCCGUAAGCACUUUGCGACAAUCAUGCUAGCGUAGCUUCGGCAGCCCUUUCUGUGCAGAUAACUAUGUCUUUUCAGUCUGUGUUUUAUGAUAUGGGGUGGAAUCCUGGGGUAUAGUACAGAAAUAUUUUUGAUCCUUCUACGCAUGUUUGGUGGGGUUACUGCGACAAUAUUCUAUUUUAUGUCUGAUAUUAUUCACACGGACGCGACAUAUACCCACAUUCACGACGCUCUUUUACGAACGGCCACUCUUAUAGUACAAGUCUAUCCUCGUAGCCAACCUGCGUGUAGCGCAAGUUCAGUAACUGUUUAUCCUGCAAUUAACUAGCCACCUAUUCUAAGAAGUAAUUUCGUCUGUACGGAGUACUUAUAUGAAAAAUUAGACCUAGCAAAAGAGCCAAAUUAGCUCACGUAGCUGAGCUGACUUCCUAAUCGAGAAUGCUGGUUUAC